AUGGUUGACCCCUCCUCUCACGCUUCGGACAGCGAAGGGUCGGAGUGCAGCUGCUGCUCGCUCCCUGCCACCCCUGAAGACCUUCUGACUCCAGCACUUCGCGAAGAACUCGAGAGUCGUGUCAUCGACCACCGAAUUACUGUCGAACAAUUUGUGCGCACCGUCUACGGCGUCGACAAUGCCCUCAUACAGCGCGUCCUGGCCCGCAACGUCACCUUCUCUCGAGAGCAUCUGCAAGAAUAUUUGGACGGACUUGCCAGGGGCGAGGCGAACGAGACGUCGUGCAGGCCGUUCCAGGCGAUUUUUGACGCCUGUGUGAGGGCGGUCCGCGAGGAGCUCGACAUCACCGACGACCCGCCACUAAAGCUCUUCACGGAGACUAGGGGUUGCUUCGAAGGUUGUCCACAGCGCAUGCCCGGCGGGAUAUUUCUGGCCCCCGCGGCUUGUCGCGGAGCCACCCGCAUCGCCUGGGGAUUGGUGCAUCACGUCCUUGUAUUCGAGGACAAUUGUUUUGAGGGCGACGAAUCUUCAGAAGGCGCUUUCAACGAUUUAAAGGAGCGCAGCGGUUCAUAUGAUCUCGACACCGCUUCACACCAUCGCAAGCCAACCCCUUCGCUCUCCUCUCAAGAAUUGAAGGGUGCGCAAUACGCUCUCGAAUGCAUGAACGCCGACACGAGCCGGUAUUACGCCACGGUCUUAUGCGUCGAUGGCACCAAAGUCUGGCUCCUGUACAUCGACCGCGACUUCGUCUCCCGAACGACCUCCUUCGACUUCGUUGAGUCCCCUCAGUUGUUCGCCGUCGCCGCGUACGCCAUGUUGUACUGCACGCCUGUGCAGGCAGGCUUUGAUCCGCAUCUUCAUUUCCCUGUGACCACUGCGGACGGCACUUCCAAUUAUUUGAACGCUGUCGCCUACCCGCGCGAGCUGGCAGGGGCUCAAUUCGUCUUUCCCGAGAGUCAAGGUCAACCUGCCCUGUCAUUCACCGUCAAGAGCCUCUCUCCCGUCUAUAGAGACGCGAUCCCUUCAGUACGCGACGCUGUUACAUAUGCCUUGAAAGACACGAACAGUGAUGGUGAGGAGAUGGAGCUCAAAGUAUGUUGGACACCUCGCGGCCGUACGCCGGAGCCUAUUAUCCUCAAGACCCUGCAUAAGACGCUCCCCGACAUGGUCGACCAUCUCCCAGUCCUCGGAGGGUGGCGGGUGGUAGAGCCUACCUGCUCGCUGCUGGCCCUGCUGGACGAGAAAACCCGAAUUGACUGCCUGGAGAAAAGUCGCAGGGUGGUCUACCAAGUCACGCCCCGCUUCAUGCCGCUGUGGGAGCUCAAUUCGGUUGAGGAGUUCAAGGAAUGCUUCGUUGACAUUGUCGAGGUGCAUCACCGUGCCUUCGAGCGCGGCGGGAUCAUCCACUCCAACAUCGGCGAGCACAGUGCGAUGAUGCGCCGAGAGCGCGGUCGCGCACUGGGCGUGUUGAAGGACUGGGAUCGCGCACAACUCCCGAAUGAUUUGUUCGGUCCUCCUCACCAUCAAUUCGAGACCGGCACUUUCAUAGCUGUCGAACUCCAGCAGAACGCUGGAACCCAGCACCGCUAUCACCACGACCUCGAGUCCUUCCUCUUUCUUCUCGUUUGGGCCACGCUCCACUUCGGUCUCGAGAGCAAACGCCGCCUGCCGUCCAAGCUCCCUGACUGGCAAGGCGAGUGGCAGACGGCGGCCUUGAAAAAGAGGAGCUUCAUCACCGAUCCCGACACGUUUAACGAAGUUACUGUACCUACGUGUAUGGAGGCAACCGUCCCACGUCACAACCCCUUGGUUGCGUUGCCCAUGUCACAGGUCACAGCGACUUUGGAGGUCGGAGAUCCUUCCAAAAACGGUAAUUUUCGGUCGAAAUUCCCAUUUUUGGCGGCCCGGCUGACGCCGGGCCGCUUCCCGGGCCUCUGGUUGCCUCCCUUGCGGAAUGUCACACCUGAGGGGCGGUUGCUUCCAUACACAGGUGUCGUCGCUGAGUGGGUCUUCCCGCUGGUGCGGCUGUUCAGAGACGCGAUGCGGGCGGCGGACGUGGUGAAGGUGGAUGCUGAGGGAAUAUGGGAAAGGCACUUUGACGAAGACAUCUACGCGGAGAAGAUCACGUUCGAGGCGUUCAUGCGCGCGAUAGGGAGGACACCAAGGAAGUGA
Molecule: messenger RNA, 2172 nt
Organism: Schizophyllum commune H4-8
Lineage: Eukaryota; Fungi; Basidiomycota; Agaricomycetes; Agaricales; Schizophyllaceae
Exons: 4
Coding region: 1-2172 (723 amino acids)
Source: RefSeq, a predicted model, not a curated record